Molecule: messenger RNA, 2760 nt
Organism: Danio rerio (zebrafish)
Lineage: Eukaryota; Metazoa; Chordata; Actinopteri; Cypriniformes; Danionidae
Source: RefSeq, a predicted model, not a curated record
AUGCUCAUUCUGAAGAACAGAAUUCUGGUGACUUCUGCACCUGUCAAUAGCAGUGGAAUCACCACUUCUAGAGGGCCAACAGAAGAGCAGCAAGUCACAACAGAGAGUUAUGACGAUGUAAUCAUUGUUGGACUGAGACCUUGUGGUACAGAAGACUAUGAUGAUGUCAUCAUCGUAGGACAGUUCUCGGAUGAUAAAGCAGCUCGUGCUUAUCUCAGACUGUGUGGAAGGGACAGCUGCUGUUCCAGUGAGGUUUGCCAUAAUGCUGUCAUCAGUGACAGAAAGAUCGUGCGCUUAGUUGGUGGUCAAAGUCGCUGUGCUGGUCGAGUGGAAGUUUAUCAUGAUGAUCAGUGGGGAACAGUGUGUGGUGAUUUCUGGGAUAUGGCUGAUGCUGCAGUGGUGUGUAGAGAACUGGACUGUGGGGAACCUGUUGAUGCUUUGGAUGGUGCUCACUUUGGACCAGGAUCAGGACCAAUUUGGCUGGGUUAUGUCAUGUGUAGUGGAUCAGAGUCUACACUGAGGAACUGUGGGUCAUUGGGAUGGGGUAAAAGCAGAUGUAGUCAUGGUAAAGAGGCUGGAGUCAUCUGUUCAGAUGUCCGUCUAGUUGGAGGUUCUCGCUGCUCUGGAAGGUUGGAGAUUCGUCAUAAUCAGACGUGGAUGUCAGUGUGUGACGCUGCUUUUGACCAGCAGGAUGCAGAGGUUGUGUGUAGAGAGCUGGACUGUGGGGCUCCUGUACAGGUGCUGAGAGCUGCUGCUUUUGACAAAGUAGACGCUCAGAUGUGGACACAAGAGAUUCACUGCAGAGGAAAUGAGUCUCAGAUACACCUCUGCCCAACAUCAGCAUCAGUCAAAAGCAACUGUUCUCAUAAAUACAACAUUGAUUUACUGUGUUCUGACAUAAUAAAUGUGAGACUGGUAAAUGGCACUAGUCGCUGUGCUGGCACAGUAGAAGUUCUUCAUAGAGGUCAGUGGGGAACAGUGUGUGGUGCUGCCUGGGAUCUGGCUGAUGCUGCAGUGGUGUGUAGAGAACUGGACUGUGGAGAACCUGUAGAUGCUCUAUAUGUUGCCCGUUUCGAACCAGGAUCAGGACUAUUAUCAGUGAAAAAUGUUGGUUGUACUGGAUCUGAGUCCACUCUAAAGAAAUGUGGAUUAAUAGAGUCACCUGAUCUUCAUGUGUGUCUUGAUAAGAAUGCUCAUGUAAUUUGUUCAGAAGUCCGUCUGGUUGGAGGUUCUCGCUGCUCUGGGAGGUUAGAGAUCCUUCAUGAUCAGACAUGGAUGUCAGUGUGUGAUGCUGCCUUUGACCAGCAGGAUGCAGAGGUUGUGUGUAGAGAGCUGGACUGUGGGGCUCCUGUACAGGUGCUGAGAACUGCUGCUUUUGACAAAGGAGACACUCAGAUGUGGACACAAGAGAUUCACUGCAAAGGAAAUGAGUCUCAGGUACACCUCUGUCCAACAUCAUCGCCUGAAAACAGCUCUUCACAUGAAAAUUAUGUUGGCUUGGUGUGUACAGACCAUUCGAGAGUGAGGUUGGUUGGUGGUCACAGUCGCUGUGCUGGUAGAGUGGAAGUUUUUCAUAGAGGUCAGUGGGGAACAGUGUGUGAUUAUUUCUGGGAUAUGCUUGAUGCUGCAGUUGUGUGUAGAGAACUGGACUGUGGAGAACCUUUAGAUGCUUUGGAUGGUGCUUACUUUGGACAAGGGUCAGUACCAGUCUGGACAAAUAUCAUGGUAUGUACUGGAUCAGAGUCAACACUAAAGAACUGUGGAUCUCUAAUUUGGGGUUCUUAUGACUGUGAUUAUUCCAAAAAUGCUGGAGUCAAAUGCUCAGGAGCCAGACUUGUUGGAAACUCCAGUUGUUCAGGGAAAGUUGAGAUUCUUCAUAAUCAGACGUGGAUGUCAGUGUGUGACGCUGCCUUUGACCAGCAGGAUGCAGAGGUUGUGUGUAGAGAGCUGGACUGUGGGGCUCCUGUACAGGUGCUGAGAGCAGCUGCCGACAAUCGAGAUGCUCAGAUGUGGACACAAGAGAUUCACUGCAGAGGAAAUGAGUCUCAGAUUCACCUCUGUCCAACAACUUUUCAUAAAAACAACUGUUCGCAUAAUGAUGACCAGAGGCUAAUUUGUGGUGAGAAAAAAAGUAUUAAGCUGGUUGGUGGUCACAGUCCUUGUGCUGGUCGAGUGGAGGUUCUUCAUAGAGGUCAGUGGGGAACAGUGUGUGGUGUUGGUUGGGAUUUGGUGGAUGCUGCAGUGGUGUGUAGAGAACUGGACUGUGGAGAACCUGUAGAUGCUCUGGGUGAUGCUCACUUUGGACCAGGAUCAGGACAAAUCUGGAUGAAUUUUGUCAUGUGUACUGGAUCAGAGUCUACACUGAAGAACUGCGGGUCAAUAGGAUGGGGUCUACAUAGCUGUACUCAUAGCUUUGAUGCUGGUGUCAUCUGUUCGGGUCAUAAACCUUCCAGACUCGUUAAUGGAUUUAACCUGUGCUCUGGGAGGUUAGAGAUUCUUCAUGAUCAGACGUGGAUGUCAGUGUGUGAUGCUGCCUUUGACCAGCAGGAUGCAGAGGUUGUGUGUAGAGAGCUGGACUGUGGGGCUCCUGUACAGGUGCUGAGAGCUGCUGCUUUUGGUAAGGGAGAGGCUCAGAUGUGGACACAAGAGAUUCACUGCAGAGGAGAUGAGUCUCACUUUCAACUCUGUCCACCAUCACCACAAAAACACAACUGUACUAGUUACAACAAUGUUGGACUGGUUACACAAAAGCCAAGCUAA